UACAAUCUUGGUCCAUCUAAAUUCAAUAUAUAGACAUUCCCUUACUAAUUAUUGCUUACUAAUUUGUCCAGACCUUGGUUCUGCUUCUACUAUAUAAACACCCCUCCCGUCGUUUGUUUUCCCCUCAAAUCAAGCGACGAGUCUUCGUGUAUAUACGAUUACAAACUUCUGUUUACAUAUGCCUCCUUUAGUUAUUCUUUUGUUUACACUUUAUUACAGGUUCAUAUAAAAAGCGUGUUGUUAACCAGCAAUUUUCACCGGGGGAAAAAGGUAUAUGAAACAGCACUACUAUGAUGCCAUGGCUCUGUGCAAAUACCAUGGAUUUCCCGAUAUUUUCAUCACUUUUACGUGCAAUCCAAAAUGGCCUGAAGUUACAAGGUAUCUGAAAAAAUAUAACCUGACCACCGAAGACAGACCAGAAAUAUUGUGUACAGUUUUCAAGAUGAAACUCGAUAAUCUUAUCGGCGAGUUGACUAAAAAGAACGGCUCCUUAUUUGGGCUUGUUGCUGCAGUAAUGUACACGAUUGAGUUUCAGAAAAGAGGAAUGCCACACGCUCAUAUUCUUGUCUUCAUGGAAAAAGGAUCAAAAUUUCCAACAGCCGAUGAUAUAGAUAAGAUUAUUUCCGCUGAAAUACCAGACAAGACAGUAGAUCCAGACCUGUAUGUAAUUGUUGGGGAUUGUAUGAUGCAUGGUCCUUGCGGUGCAGCAAAGAAGGAUAAUGUAUGUAUGGUUAACGGUAAAUGUUCUAAGAUGUUUCCGAAACCUCUCAACAUCAGGACAUCGAUUGACGCAAAUGGAUUUCCAGCUUACAUGUAUCGGAUUGAUGGUAGGUUCAUUGAGAAAAAUGGAAUAAGAUUAGACAAUGGAUUUGUAUAAAAACAAA
Messenger RNA from Brassica oleracea var. oleracea, 884 nucleotides. RefSeq lists its product as uncharacterized. The record is from RefSeq and is a predicted model, not a curated record. The coding region runs from base 275 to 877 and encodes 200 amino acids. The transcript has 2 exons. Lineage: Eukaryota; Viridiplantae; Streptophyta; Magnoliopsida; Brassicales; Brassicaceae.